AUGAAUAAAAUUGACAUAUCCGAACCGAGAAAUACAAUUGAGGAGAUCGCUACGAAUGAGCACAAGCUACAUCAAAUGGAGAGGGACUUUUUGAAAUCACUCGCUGCCUUAUUGCUUGAUAAUGAAACCAAACAAGCCCGCCAAAUAGCGUUACUAUACUCCAGACUCGAAAACAAUCCAUUGAGCCCUUUUUUUAGAGAUACAAAGCGUAUACAAAAUAUUGUAAAAUACGUGUGCGCCGAAAGUCCAACGAAGGAACGAGUACGAUUAGAUCUGGAACAGCUGGUUGCGCAGCAUCUAUCUCGUGAUCCCAACGCCACUGCCGGCAAUCCCCUCGAGGUCGAAGAUAAAUCGUUUGUUGGAAAUACGAGGUCAGGGCAUCCUAAAAAAAGACCCAUCCGCUCAGUAACGGAUCCAUUCAAGACGGCUAAGAAACCGCGACCCGGCAAACGUGCAAAUACCGUUCCAACUCCCGUUCCACCCACUCCAGCCACACCUCCCCCGCAUGGAGGAACAGUAUUAGAAUUCCCGAAUGACGUACAGAACAGCGAUGAGCCGCAAUUCCGAUUUAUCAAUUACGGGCAAGUGUCGCCUUCAACAACAGUAGAUCCACAACUGUUGCCACCCAAUCAUAUAGAGCAUCCGUGUCCGAAUAAUCCGAGCUUCGAACUGACAACAACCGAGACCAACACCGACGGCUAUAAUAUAGUAAUCGAUUCUCUAUAUGCGCCCUGA
Paraglomus occultum is the source of this 735-nucleotide messenger RNA. The record is from the annotation of a GenBank genome assembly. NCBI's taxonomy places the organism in Eukaryota, Fungi, Glomeromycota, Glomeromycetes, Paraglomerales, Paraglomeraceae.